AUGAGAUGUAUCGAGAGCGCGCGGCGACCACGUAACGGUUCGACGGGUCGCUGUACAUCGCUCGUCUCACACGGACACGGAGCGAGGAGCGGCUGGCGGGCCGGCGAUGGACGACGAACACAUUCCUUAAAACCAGUGGGAGCGGCGCAGGCCCGCUACCACGGUAAAGAGAUCGGUCGUCUGUCGGAGCUACAUCACUCAGUACGAGGGAGAGUGUUCGCUGUGGACUCGAGAACAUUGUACCUGCAUGACUUUACAUAUGACGGAGAGGGACCAGCCGCUUACUUCUACGUGGGGACGUCCAAGACCCCGAGCGCGACGGGGGCGACACGGGUCCGAGACGAGCGCGGCAUGGACAGUCCUCUGAGAAGAUACCAGGGGGAGGGACUUACAGUGUCACUGCCAGAGGGAAAGACGCUCAAGGAUGUCUCCUGGUUCGCCGUCUGGUGUGAUGAAUACUCGAUCAACUUCGGUUCCGUGAUGAUCCCUCGUUCCCUGGAGUACCCCAAGCCCGCUCGUCUCUCCCCCCUGCGCGGGGUCCACGGCGUGUGGUCCGAGCCUCUGGUCGUUGUGGACGCUCAGACCUUACUUGUACCGAACUUCUCAUACGAUGGAGAGGCGCCCGAUGCUAAGUUCUGGGUCGGUCGUGGUGACAACCCUUCCCCCGCCGGCAUCAGGAUUCCCGAUGAAAAUGGAAAGGAGUCGCCUCUGAGGAAGUACUCCAACAAGACUAUAGUGCUCACCUUACCUGGGGAGCUGACCGUGUUCGACAUCGGUCACUUUGCGGUGUGGUGCGAGGCGUUCACGGUCAACUUCGGUCACGUGGUGUUGUCCAGGUCAGCCCUCACCAACGUCCCGCCCAGCCUCAAGAUGCUCGGAGUAUCGCCGCAGGUUGGUAUUCAGAUAUAUUCAAUAGACACGUACUUUUAG
Danaus chrysippus (African queen) is the source of this 930-nucleotide messenger RNA. The record is from the annotation of a GenBank genome assembly. Lineage: Eukaryota; Metazoa; Arthropoda; Insecta; Lepidoptera; Nymphalidae.